Molecule: messenger RNA, 2245 nt
Organism: Lactuca sativa (garden lettuce)
Lineage: Eukaryota; Viridiplantae; Streptophyta; Magnoliopsida; Asterales; Asteraceae
Product: cysteine-rich receptor-like protein kinase 2
Biological process (GO): protein phosphorylation
Molecular function (GO): ATP binding; protein kinase activity
Source: RefSeq, a predicted model, not a curated record
UCUGUUCGGCACCCGCUAUUGACCAGUGGAAAAUGACAUUUUGAAUUGAAUUUCCCCUGAAACGACUUUCUCCUCUCGUCUGCUAUAUCAUUUUAGCAAUAUUUUUCUUCUUUCAUUACCCAAACUUCAAUUAUAUACUAAAGGAGAAACCCAGAUAGCAGAAAGAAGUACAAAACCAGAGAUGAACCUGAAACAAAUGGAAAAAAGCUUGCUCUCAUGGCGGCUGGCUUGUCUGAUGGUGGUGAUGAUGUUCCUUUCCAUGGCAAAGCCUGUGACAUCACAGACAUCUAGUGAUAGAAAUAGCACUCUGAUGAGAUAUUAUUGUAGUCAAUAUUUCGGUAUGAACGAAACCUAUUUCUACCAGAAUCUCAACACCACCCUUUCUAGCCUCCGCCGGCAGCUGUUGGUGAACCGUGUACGCUAUGCUCUUGCACGUACUUUGCUCAAUGGAGAGUCCGUUUGGGGCCUUGCUUCAUGCCGGGGAUAUGUCUCCAACACCAAUUGUGUUGCUUGUUUUGACUAUGCUGUCUCUCAGUUGAGAGUUUGUGGGCGUGGCAAUGGAGCUCAUGCUUUUUACAAUGACUGCGAUGUCAGGUACGAGAAUAAUAACUUCUAUGCGGAUGCCAACAUUCGGGCUGGUAUAGUAAUAUGUGGUAAUAUAACAUCGCCGCAGCAAACAGAGUUCAGAAAAACGGUAGAAGGAUUGAUAUCAGAUCUUCGAACAGCAACACCAAGAACAUCAGAUUUUUAUGCAGCUUCCACAAGGGCUUUACCUGAUCGUUCUGGAACAGUUUACGGAAUUGCUCAAUGCAAUCAAAACUUAAGCCAAAGUGUUUGUGAAGAUUGUUUGAAUUCAAGAUAUAGUUCUUUAGAUGAUUGUCUUCCCAACACUAAUGGUCGAGCUAUUGACAAUGGUUGUUUUAUGAGGUAUUCCAGCACUCCGUUUUUUGGGCAAAACCAGACAACUAAUAUCACACCUCUCCUUUGGGAUGGAAAUUCAAACAACAAGAGAUCCAUAAUUGGGGGAGUCGUUGGAGGUGUAUGCCUUCUUUUGCUUGUUCUUGCAUUUGUCUUAUGGCGUCUUAGAUCAAAAAAGACAAGUCGUAGCCAACAAGAUAAAUCAACUGGAUCAACUGAGUUGUUACAAGGUCCAGCAAGAUAUAGCUACAAUGAUUUAAAAGUAGCCACAGAAAACUUUAGUGACGAUUACAAAAUUGGAGGUGGGGUGUUUGGUGAAGUAUAUAAGGGCACUCUAAAAGAUGGGGAAACUGUUGCAAUUAAAAAAACAGUUAUGGCCUCCACUAGAGGAAAAAUACACUUUGAUGAUGAACUUAAGAUCAUUAGCAAUGUUCAUCAUCGGCAUCUUAUUCGACUUCUUGGAUAUUGUAGCAAAGGGCCUCUUUUAUUUCUUGUCCACGAGUUCAUGGACAAUGGUAGUCUUGAUCAAUUCCUUUAUGGUGACAAAUCAAGGAAUCUAAGUUGGAGACAGAGGUUUGAGAUUAUCUUUGGGACAGCAAGAGGUCUUGCAUAUCUACAUGAACAGUAUCAUGUUACAAUCAUUCAUAGGGAUAUAAAAACGAGCAACAUUCUCCUUGAUGAUGAACUACAGCCUAAAAUUGCAGAUUUUGGGUUGAUAAGGCUCCUACCAGAAGACAAGACUCAUCUUAGCACCAAACUGGCAGGGUCUUUGGAUAGUGGUUAUGUAGCACCAGAAUAUGCCAUUCAUGGGCAGUUGUCUGAGAAAGUGGAUACAUACAGCUUUGGUAUUGUGGUCCUUGAAAUCAUUAGUGGUAAAAGGUGUGACGAUGUCAUAGAUGAUAAAUCAGUUAAUCUAAGCCUCCUUGAUCAUGCUUGGAAUCUAUACGAGAAUGGAACACAUGUGAAUCUAAUUGACAACAGGCUAGAUGCUAGUGAAUAUGCAGCAGAAGAUGUAAUGAAGAUCAUAGAGAUAGCGUUAAUGUGCACUCAGUCACAGGUUUCUGCAAGGCCGGCAAUGUCUGAAGUGGUUACGCUUUUAAGUGACAAAUCUGUAGAUGAAAUACCACCAGUAAGAUCUACGUUUCACGAAGAUGAUAUAAAGAUUCCAAUUGAUACCUCGAUAUCAUUGUCCUCUAAUGCCACUGCCUCCACUGUUCAAGUUUCUGGCCGUUAAAACCUCAUUUUAUACACCAUUACUGGUUUUAAAUUGUAUAAAUAUAUAUAAUAAUAUAAGGGUUAUAAAAUCACUUGACUCUUAUUUUAUGUA